AUGGCCAUGCUCAUCGGCGCGCCGAGAAUCAUCUCAGAUGGGACGUGGAACACGAGACCGCCUGGCAACAUUUCGGACGCCGAUCUCCAUCAAGACUGCAUUAAACUGCCAGAGUCCCGGACCGACAGCGAAGUCACUGAAGUCUUGUUUCUGCUGGCAAGAUACAAGAUGAGCCUUGCUUUGGGGAGGCUAGUUGAUCUUAGCUUGACGAAUGACCUAGAAUCGCCAGAAGACGUGAACAGCGCCGAAGCUCGUCUCAAGGAACCCUACGAGUUGAUACCCGAAAAGUUCAAGUUCACCUCACUCGUCCAUUGCUUGUCAGAUAAGCCGGUCAGUGUGGCGCACCGGAUCAUCAUUACCUGUCUUUACAAGGAAUCUCGUAUCAUCCUAUUUCAACGCCAACUUCGGAAGGUUGCCAGCAAAAGCUCAGCAGGAAGUGAUUCGCGUGAAGAUCACGAAGAUUGGAGGUCAACGGCCCGAUGCAAAUGCAUAGAAGCAGCCCUUGAGAUUAUCAAGCAUUUGGUCUUCUUAGAUACAGAAUCACAACCGGACGGCACCUUGACCGCAUUAAGAAGCAAAGUAUCUGCUCUACUGGUUCACGAGUGCCUUGUCGCAACCGCAGCCUUGAGCACAUAUCUGUACCGUUGGUCGGAGGCACCACCAAUUGACGAGAGCGGGGGCGCAGUUAGCAAGCCAGAAAUUGAGGCUAUGUUGAGGAGAAGCUACGAAACAUGGUCUAAAUGGAGCAAUUGGUCUGCUGAAGCGCAACGGGCGGUAGAGCUGUUGGAUUUGCUAUUCAAGAAGUUGGGAGGCAACAACUCCGACAUUGGAAUCAACGAAGCAGCACUUCCAAUGGACGAAAUGGAGCUGGGUCUUGACUGGGACGCGGACACAUUAGGAAUAUUCUUCCCUCUGUUAGAUGAACCAUCUAUAUAG
This is a messenger RNA of Colletotrichum siamense, 936 nucleotides long. Its product is annotated as Trichosetin biosynthesis cluster transcription factor TF23. The transcript has a single exon. The record is from RefSeq and is a predicted model, not a curated record. Lineage: Eukaryota; Fungi; Ascomycota; Sordariomycetes; Glomerellales; Glomerellaceae. Gene Ontology annotation, cellular component: nucleus. The coding region runs from base 1 to 936 and encodes 311 amino acids.